UCUCCAGCAUCUGCAGUCCCCAUUAUCUCCAAGAUCAGACUGCCUGCGUUAGAAGUUGAAUCAAAUGAGUUUCCUUAGUUCAUCUUCGAUGGCGCGAUCAUUGAAGAAUAAAUAUUUUAUUCUCAACAGGAUUUUUAUGGUCUAAUGGUCCCUGGACAGUCUGACUACUCCGUGCCACGCGUUCACAACCACGAUCACCAUUUGCUUUGUAUCCCACCUACAUUAUACAUAGGAUUUCCUUGACCCCCCGCAAACAGUGCGGAUAAUCGCUGUGAAAUACCCCAGCGGCUUACCUCGACAAACCUCGUCCAAGUCUGGGACAUGAAAAGCAGAUUUCUCAAUUCUUGCAGCCAUCGCACUCAAUCCUGUCCGACUAUGAGGUUUCCCAGUGAACGCGGAGUGAGUUUUAUUCGGACGGUGGUUACUUAUUUGCACGGCCUGGGUGAAAUCUGGGACCAAUCCUACAAAGUUUACAGUCUGCAAAAAAAAACCUCACUCCGCCCCCAUCGCCAGAAGAUGGUAGUGUGGGAGGUCCAGCUCAACAGGAAGGAAAUGAAUUUGCAAAACCAUUCAAUCAUCCCAGGAAAUGCCAAUUUGCACAGAAAUGCUGAAGAAAAUUGGAGAGAAGAAAUGGAAGGUGAAACAAAUAUGAUGGGCACAAAAGAUGACAGUGAAAAUAGUGUUUUGCUAUUUUCAGAUGAAGAUAAUGAGACUGAGCAGUUGCUACAAGAUAUUAGUAAGAAGACAAUGAAAAUAGUUGCUGAGCAAGUGGACUCACCCAGCUCGACACACAGCUCAGAUGGAGAUCAUAUUCCUGAUACUAUUCAAGACAAAUAUCAGCAGAAUGUGUUGAAUUAUCGACCUGUGUGCACUAAUCCAUUUACUCCUCCUGGCGACUUUGGAAGAAAUAUGGUAGAGUUAUCAGACCGGGAAAGCACCGAUUCGGAUGGCAGUUUAUUUAAAACACAGCGCCCUGUUGUACCACUAAGACAGGCGAGAAAACGGGGCACCGGAAAAUGUCCACCCAGAUCAGCCAGAGAUCAAACUGCAGAAAAUACUGACAGCUCGACCGACUCAGAUGACAUUCCAUACCGUCCAAAUUAUGUGAUGGUUGGUCAUGUAAGGAAAUGGCGACAACACAAGAAAUACAGAAACAAAUCUGUUUAUAAGAGGACUGGGCGUCCAGUAGGAAGGCCUCGAUCAUCCAUAACCAAGGCUGAGAAGAGGAGGAGAUUGAAAGAACGAGGGCUGCAGUUUCCAUUUGUGCAAAAGGAAUACGGAAGGAAGCAUUUACCAUUUAAGAUGAUUUUUGCCUAUGAGCAAGCAGCUCUGUGUGGAUUAUUUACUUACAUGAAGGAGCUAAAAUGUCAAAAGCACCUCAUAAAGUCCUUAGAAAAAAUAAAUGUAGACUGUCCAGACAGAGAGUGUGGUCCAGUGAGGCAAUGCAAGUACUUGGAUGAGAAAAGACCAGUUUCACCGAUACAAGAAAGCAGUGAUGAAACCUGCAUUGAAGACUUCGAUAAUGAAAACACUUUCGGUGUAAAAGUUGUGGAUAACAGCUGUUUUGUAAUGGAAAAGUUUGGGAAAAAGAAAAAGAGCCUGAGGGAAAAAAACUCCGAUGACAAAAAUAAAGACGAAUGUAUACCUAAUGGUGAAGGUAAAGCCAUUGAGAAAAAUAAAUCAGUAACAGGCCAACAAAAUAAUACAGAGUCUUCCUCUACCUGAAAAUUGUGACAGAACAAUUGGCAGCAAUGAUAGCCCAUUGCUUAAUCAGCCAGUCUACAAAGAAUAAGUGUAUCAUUUGAUGAACUGGAAAAUGUGAAAACACAGGCAUCUUUCAUUUUCUGAAGAAUCCCAAGAUCAGUGAACGUUCAAAAGAAUGAGACAGAAUGGUGGUUAUCACAUAAAGGAAAGAAUUCUAGAGCGAUUGGAAAUUGAGUCAGUGCAUCCAGUCCCUGUCAUCAGCAUCUCUGCAAGAAAUGUUUCCUUUGAGCAGAGUGAACCAAUCGAACAGCUUAACAAUGAUAAAAAUUUAUUGUCAAUAUCUAAAGGAAGAUGAAUAACUGCUAAUGGGAAUGACUAUUUCAUUGACUAGCCAUUACUAACCUUUUUUUUAAUGAACAGGUCACCUGUUGGACUGGAGAAUUUAAUGAGUAUCAUAAUGGCACUCAAUUAAUAUUCCUGCUAAAAAUGGUUUUCACUGCAGUGUGUGCAUGUUCAUAACUGAGAAACUGAGAUCAGUAACUUACAGUUGGCUAAAAUGUCUGUAAAAAGUCAUCUUGUAUUCAUUUUGAGGACUUUCUGUUGUCAAGAAUAUACAAGUUAAAAAAUUACGCAACUAAGUAGAUACUUGUCAUGCUGUGGGCACACCUUGUGCAAAGUGAAAAAUAUACUUGCUGUCCAAACAACAACUCGAUAUACUGUGCAAACUAGAGUCUGGCUAAGAAGUAGUGGCACCUAAAAUAUUGUUUUAAAAAUAACCUAAUAAGCAAACAUCAAGUAUUUAUAAUCCAAAUCUAUAGAAUAUGCAAUUAAUUAUUUAAUUUAGACCUUUGCUAUUUCACCAGUAAUUAUUUCUGCAAGAAAUUUAUUUUGGCAGACGUUGAAUUGAAUUGAAAAUUGGUACUGGAAAUUGAACAUAAGAUUACAUUUGCAGGAAUUGUUUUGUGUGAGCAUUGUGGUAGACAGUGCUGAAUAGCAGUCUCUUGCGGAUGUGCAUGACUUAAUCUUCAGUGACACUCAUUUUUAUUUUGUUGAAUGCUACAGAGAAACACUUAGUUUGUGUGAUUAAUAAAUGGAUUAUUAAGUUGAACUUUUGAUGGUUUUAUACAUUUUACAAAUAAUAUAGCUAAAAUUGGUCUUUUCAACCUGGAAAUGUCAUUUUUGAAUGAGGUUUUGAAGUCUUGGUUGGAAGAAUUGAAAUACUUUGAUUCUGAAGACUCCACCUGAAUACUUCUAUUUUUAGCUUGAUUUUCAUUACAAUAUGUAGGCAAAAACUGCUAACAAUAUGGUUUGGAUUUAUGCUUAAAAGAUGCCACAUCAGUUCUAUUGUUGGUGUUGUUAAAAUGUUGCAUGUGUUUAUUUAAAAAUAGUAACAAUUUCUUUUGUCAAGUUUUAUGUUUACAAACACCAAUAAAGCCCU
Molecule: messenger RNA, 3142 nt
Organism: Stegostoma tigrinum
Lineage: Eukaryota; Metazoa; Chordata; Chondrichthyes; Orectolobiformes; Stegostomatidae
Product: TATA box-binding protein-associated factor RNA polymerase I subunit D-like
Exons: 7
Coding region: 322-1725 (467 amino acids)
Biological process (GO): regulation of DNA-templated transcription
Cellular component (GO): nucleus; RNA polymerase transcription factor SL1 complex; nucleoplasm
Source: RefSeq, a predicted model, not a curated record